Bathycoccus prasinos is the source of this 1098-nucleotide messenger RNA. Its product is annotated as 1-acyl-sn-glycerol-3-phosphate acyltransferase. Gene Ontology annotation, molecular function: 1-acylglycerol-3-phosphate O-acyltransferase activity. NCBI's taxonomy places the organism in Eukaryota, Viridiplantae, Chlorophyta, Mamiellophyceae, Mamiellales, Bathycoccaceae. The record is from RefSeq and is a predicted model, not a curated record. Bases 1 to 1098 code for a protein of 365 amino acids. Gene Ontology annotation, biological process: phosphatidic acid biosynthetic process. The transcript has a single exon. Gene Ontology annotation, cellular component: membrane.
AUGACGACGACGUUCACCGUGGUAAACAACAACUCGUUUUUGUCGAGUUUAGGAGGAGGAGGAGUAUUCUUAGGAGGUGAAAGAGGACGACUUUUGAUGCGUUCUCGUUCGCGGGGAAAACAUUAUUCGAUGAGGAUGAUGGAUAACGAGAAUAAGAUGAAGAUGAAGACGACAAAGACGACGACGAUGAUGGAAAACACAAACGAAAACGAGCAAAAAAGGAAAGUGAGAAGAGAAAGAAGCGAGAGGAAAAGGAAACCGAGCGUAACCUGCAAAGCAACAACCAACGCCUUCCAAAACAAUCACGUGUUUUCAGCAGCAGCAGCAACCGGAGGAGGAACAACCAAGCUAUGGUCGGGAAACCCGAACGACGUGUCUCUUUUGGCCAUCCUCCGAUGCAUCGCGUUUACUUUAUGGACUUUUUCGUUAGCCGUCCCUUUGUUUCUUACGAUGUGUGUGAUCUUUCCAUUUUGUUACUUUUUGGACCGAACUCGACGAUACGCGUUAUCGUUCGUGAACGACGUGUGGGCGAUAUGCUCGACUUCGCCGUUUGUGAAAAUCACCGUCGAAGGUAGAGAACAUUUACCGAAACAAGACGAACCGGCGGUAUACGUCGCGAAUCACGCGUCGUUUAUGGAUAUUUUCAGUUUGUUUCACUUGAAACGACCGUUUAAGUUCAUCUCCAAGACGAGUAACUUUAUCAUUCCAAUCAUCGGUUGGAGCAUGUUUUUAACCGGCCACGUCCCUCUGAAACGCACCGACCGAAGGUCGCAAAUGGAAACGUUGAAGAUUUGCCGAGAGACGUUACAGAAGAACGGUUCCGUCUUGUUCUUCCCAGAAGGCACGCGAUCAAAAGACGGAACCAUGGCAGAGUUUAAAAAAGGCGCGUUUUCCGUCGCCGCCAAGGAGAAAGUUCCAAUCGUUCCAAUCACCAUCGUCAACGCCGGCGGAAUAAUGCGAAACGGUAAAGAGUGGAUGUUAAGAAAAGGCGAGAUUAAAGUCAUCGUCCAUCCAAGAAUCGAAGCGAGCGAAAACGCGGACGAGUUGUGCCAAAAAAGCGAGAACGUUAUCAAAGAAGCGCUCGUGAAUAACAGUUAG